UCCUGCCGCCUUUAAUUUGCCCCUGGCGCCACAACCAGCCUUUUCACUUGGUAGCAGUGGUUGUCGGUCCUUUUCCUCCUCCAUCUGAGCUGAAGCUCCUGACGGAAUCCAGCGGAGGACAGAGAUGGCAGUCUGCCCAGAGCCCUGCCUCCCCGCGUGUGUGCUCACGCUCCUGCUCCUGCAGCUGCCCGGGCUGGAUUCUGCUCACUUGGACGUGAUCGGUCCCCCGGAGCCCAUCCUGGCCGUGGUGGGAGAGGCCGCGGAGCUGCCCUGCCACCUGUCGCCGACCGCGAGCGCAGCGCACAUGGAGCUGCGGUGGUUCCGGGAGAAGCUGUCGCCCGCGGUGCUGGUUCACCGAGACGGGCGCACGCAGGACGCGGAGCAGAUGCCCGGGUACCGGGGCAGAGUCACGCUGGCGCAGGACGACAUCGCGCAGGGCCGCGUGGCCCUAAGGAUCCGCGGGGUCCAGGCCUCGGACGACGGGGAGUACAGGUGCCUCUUCAGGCACAACGACAGCUACGGAGAGGCCAGCGUGCGCCUGAAGGUGGCGGCUCUGGGCUCUGAUCCUCAUGUCCACAUAGAUGUUCAAGAGAGUGGGGAGACCAGGCUGCAGUGCACCUCAGUGGGAUGGUACCCAGAGCCCCAGGUGCAGUGGAGAGCUCCCGGGGGAGAGACGUUCCCAUCCGUGUCCGAGUCCAGGAAUCUUGAUGACAAAGGCCUGUUUGCUGUGGCGGCUUCCGUGGUCAUCAGGGAUACCUCUGUGAAGAAUGUGUCCUGUUGUAUCCAGAAUACCCUUCUUAGCCAGGAGAAGGCAGUAGAGGUUUCCAUACCAGCUCCCAUCUUUCCAAAGCUGACUCCCUGGAUGGUGGUUGUGGCUGUCAUCUUGAUGGUCCUAGGAAUUCUCACCAUUGGGUCCAUAUUCUUCAUCUGGAGGCUAUACAAGGAAAGAUCCAGCUACAGGAAGAGUGAAUUCAGCUCUACAGAGAAACUCCUGGAACAGCUCAACUGGAAAAAGGCUACUCUGCAUGCAGUUGAUGUGACUCUGGAUCCAGACACCGCCCACCCUCACCUCUUCCUGUAUGAGGAUUUCAAAUCUGUCCGGCUGGAAGAUUCACGUCAGAAACUGCCCGAGAAACCAGAGAGAUUUGACUCAUGGCCUUGCGUGUUGGGUCGGGAGGCCUUCACCUCGGGGGCACAUUACUGGGAGGUGGAGGUGGGAGACAGGACCGACUGGGCAGUUGGGGUGUGUAGGGAGGACGUGGUGAAGAAAGGGUUUGACCCCAUGACUCCCGAGAACGGGUUCUGGGCUGUGGAGCUGUAUGGAAAUGGGUACUGGGCCCUCACCCCCCUGCGGACCCCUCUCCCACUGGCAGGACCCCCCCGCCGGGUUGGAAUUUUCCUGGACUAUGAAUCAGGGGACAUCUCCUUCUACAAUAUGACUGAUGGCUCUCAUGUCUAUACUUUCCCCAGUGCCUCUUUCUCUGGCCCCCUCCGGCCCUUCUUCUGCCUAUGGUCCUGUGGUAAAAAGCCCCUGACCAUCUGCCGGAUCACUGAUGGGCUUGAGGGAGUCACAGUAGCUUCUGAUGUCAAGGACCCUUCUAAGGAGAUCCCACUGUCCCCCCUGGGAGAGGAUGCAGCCUCUGGGGACACCCUCCAUUCUAAACUAAUCCCCACCCAGCCCAGCCAAGGGCCACCUUAAGGAACCUCCCAGCUCAGCUCUUUCCCUUCACUCUGCCCCCUCUCUGCACCACCCCAAGGCUGCAGCUGUCAGCUUCACCAGCCCCCCUUUCUUCCUGUGGGUCAGGGAUCAAUUUGUCCUGGGAAGGUUUUGUUUCUGCUGCUACAGAGUGUGGGGUGUAGGACCUAAUCUGUUUCUGGCCCAGUAUUCAGGGGGCAGGGAGCUGACUCUUCAACUGCUCUGGUCUCCUGUCCCUUGAAGCCAAAUCCUAUAGGGAGGGACUUGGAAGGAACCAGAAGGGACAGCUCAGGGAUGCAGAUGGGUUAGGUUGGCAUGUGAUUAUGACCAAAACACCCUGGUGUCCAGAAUAGGGCAUGUGAGGAACAGGUUUUAGGCAAGCAAAAACCCCAAAGCAUUCUGGGAACGGAAGGUCCAAGGCUGAACUCCCAUAAAGACAGUUGGCGAGGACAUCAUGAUGGAGGAAAGUGAGGUGACCCAGGCAAGGAUGAACGCCUGGCCUGUCCCUAGCAUUUUAGGGCCUGUAUCGCACGUUUUGCAAAUCAUGUCCUACAGGGCUGGGGAAGCUAGCCCCACUUCUGUGGGAUCUGAGCUACUGGCAAUAGGGAGUGAGGUGAAAUGCGCAGGCCUAGGAGUCACACAGAAGUCAUGACAGAGCAGAGCACGACCUAGACGAAGCUCAGAGUCGUGUGCACGGCCGUGCUGUGGGCCCUCCUCUCUCUGCACCACUUGUUGCUCCUUUCCUGGGGUUGUUCCACCCUCAUUCUGUGGACUCCACAAGCUUCCUGUUCUCUUUCUCCUCAUGAGCUAGAAUCUCCCCACAUCAGAGGCAUGUCUAGGAAUGCCUCAGUGAUACCACCACUUCCUCGGCUCCUGUCUCAGCCUCACAC
Molecule: messenger RNA, 2586 nt
Organism: Rhinolophus ferrumequinum (greater horseshoe bat)
Lineage: Eukaryota; Metazoa; Chordata; Mammalia; Chiroptera; Rhinolophidae
Gene: BTN1A1
Product: butyrophilin subfamily 1 member A1
Exons: 8
Coding region: 125-1699 (524 amino acids)
Biological process (GO): T cell receptor signaling pathway; regulation of cytokine production
Cellular component (GO): external side of plasma membrane
Molecular function (GO): signaling receptor binding
Source: RefSeq, a predicted model, not a curated record